This is a messenger RNA of Cryptococcus deneoformans JEC21, 1400 nucleotides long. RefSeq lists its product as hypothetical. Gene Ontology annotation, cellular component: mitotic spindle; DASH complex. NCBI's taxonomy places the organism in Eukaryota, Fungi, Basidiomycota, Tremellomycetes, Tremellales, Cryptococcaceae. Bases 97 to 1341 code for a protein of 414 amino acids. The transcript is spliced from 4 exons. Gene Ontology annotation, biological process: mitotic cell cycle. The record is from RefSeq and is a predicted model, not a curated record.
CUGUCAACUGUCACUUUCCUUUUUCAUUGCAUCUUGGACAGUCUUGUCAUUAUCGAUCCAACCAUCACCUUACUACAGUCAAACAGCCGAAGGAUAAUGGAUUCGCCACUCCUCCCCACUCUCUCCCGCUCUAAUUACUCUGUGGACGAAGACAACAAUGGCGACGCCUCACUUUCCCUUGCCGAUCUUUCAAUCGCUUCUGAUGGGCCAGAUGGAUUGAGCCCUUUGCCGCCGCCUCGACAGCUUGCUCAGCAUAGUCAAUCUCAGAUAAAAUCACUGUAUGCGCAGGAGUCCGGACAUAUCGGGGCUAUCGGUGGAGCGGGAACUGAGAGUAGUGCCACAUUAGGAUCGACUUCAACGAGGGAGAACAUACCACCCACUGCCAUUUCUAAUGACAUCCAAGGGGAUACGGGAACAAUUUUUAUGGGUAAACCAAGGUUUUCUCUGUUUGCGCCAUCUCGUCAAGCGUAUGAAGAUGAUGACCGGCAGUCGGUCAUGGAAGAGGAAGGUGACAAAAGAACCUCAGCUAUCGAAGGCAGGGAUGAUGUGACCAUAUCGAAUGAAGAUUACGAAAGAGAAGAAGACGGAGAAGAAGAGGACGAAGAACGGGUUCGACCACAUGAACAUUCCAGACAGCGUGAUUCUGACGGGGAGAAGAAACUUCGCGAGAGCCUGUAUGAGCUGAGAAAAUUCAACGAAGUGUUUGAAGGAUUUAUCGGAUCUUUGGAAGGCGUCAAGGGACACAAUGAGAGGCUUGCUGAAAGAGUACAACAAACUUCCUUGCUGCUGGAUGAAUAUACAGCGAUUCUCGGCCAGGCCGAGCAUACCCAGCGGUUAUUGCUCAAUCCUCGCUGGACUGGUAGCUCAGAUGAUGCAGCAGCGAUAGCAGCUGAAGAACAAGCUCGUGCAGCCGCCGCUGCUAAGGCCCUUGAGGAAGCUCAAGCCGCUGCUGAAGCUGCUCGAGAAGCAGAAGAGCAAGCGAGGAAAUCUGCAGAAAGAGAGAGGGCUCAAAGUGAACUCCGAACGAGAGGUGGGGGAACGAGGGGUAGAGGUACAGUAAGGGGAAGCGGGUUGGCUAGAGGAAGCAAGUUGGCUAGAGGAGGAAGCGGAUUGGCAAGAGGAGAAAGUGGAUUGGCUAGAGGAGGAAGCGGAUUGGCUAGAGGAGGAAGCGGGUUGACUAGAGGAAGAGGAGUUGGCACCAGUGUUACUAAGCCCUCAGUGGCUCCUCCAAGACCCGAAAGUGCUACCGCCUCAUCUGCGGCUCGAAGAGGAGGAAGUACAGGUACAACAGGGAAAUACUCACAUGUGAAGAGCAGCGGGUAUGGCCCUCGUCAAACAUAAGUAUUACAUAGAAUUACAAAGACCCAGUAUAAUGCAGCUUAUUGGGAUACACAAACGUC